Messenger RNA from Nannospalax galili (Upper Galilee mountains blind mole rat), 4189 nucleotides. It is a transcript of the gene Snx27, whose product is annotated as sorting nexin 27. The record is from RefSeq and is a predicted model, not a curated record. Gene Ontology annotation, molecular function: protein binding; phosphatidylinositol-3-phosphate binding. Lineage: Eukaryota; Metazoa; Chordata; Mammalia; Rodentia; Spalacidae. The transcript is spliced from 12 exons. Gene Ontology annotation, cellular component: early endosome. Gene Ontology annotation, biological process: signal transduction; intracellular protein transport. The coding region runs from base 162 to 1748 and encodes 528 amino acids.
GCCCCUGCUCCCCUUUUCCCGGCCUGCAGAGCCGUGGCCGACUCGCUCCCGCGGUCGGCGGAGCGGGUGCGCGCCGGGGUCGCGCGGCUGCAGAGCAGGGCGAGCGCGCGCAGGAGGAGUGGAGGCGUAGGGGGGCGGCGGACGAGUCGGUUGCUCGCAAGAUGGCGGACGAGGACGGGGAAGGAAUUCACCCCUCAGCCCCUCACCGGAAUGGAGGCGGCGGCGGUGGCGGGGGGUCUGGGCUCCACUGCGCCGGGAACGGCGGCGGGGGAGGCGGCGGCCCGCGGGUCGUGCGCAUCGUCAAGUCAGAGUCCGGAUACGGCUUCAACGUGCGGGGCCAAGUGAGCGAGGGCGGGCAACUGCGGAGCAUCAACGGGGAGCUGUACGCGCCGCUGCAGCAUGUGAGCGCCGUGCUGCCCGGGGGGGCGGCCGACCGGGCCGGGGUGCGCAAGGGGGACCGCAUCCUGGAGGUGAACGGCGUGAAUGUUGAGGGGGCGACACACAAGCAGGUGGUGGACCUGAUCCGAGCAGGCGAGAAGGAAUUGAUCUUGACAGUGUUGUCUGUACCUCCUCAUGAGGCGGAUAACCUAGAUCCCAGUGACGACUCCUUGGGACAAUCAUUUUAUGAUUACACAGAAAAGCAAGCAGUGCCCAUAUCGGUCCCCACAUACAAACAUGUGGAGCAGAAUGGUGAGAAGUUUGUGGUAUACAAUGUUUACAUGGCAGGGAGGCAGCUGUGUUCUAAGCGGUACCGGGAGUUUGCCAUCCUGCACCAGAACCUGAAAAGAGAAUUUGCCAACUUUACAUUUCCUCGACUUCCAGGAAAGUGGCCAUUCUCAUUAUCAGAACAACAGUUAGAUGCUCGGCGUCGGGGGUUGGAAGAAUAUCUAGAAAAAGUGUGUUCAAUCCGAGUCAUUGGUGAGAGUGACAUCAUGCAGGAAUUCCUGUCAGAGUCUGAUGAGAACUACAAUGGUGUGUCUGAUGUAGAGCUGAGAGUAGCGUUGCCAGAUGGAACAACAGUUACCAUCAGAGUUAAAAAGAACAGUACUACAGAUCAAGUAUAUCAGGCUAUUGCAGCAAAGGUUGGCAUGGACAGUACAACAGUGAAUUACUUUGCCUUAUUUGAAGUGAUCAAUCAUUCCUUUGUACGUAAGCUGGCACCUAACGAAUUUCCUCAUAAACUCUACGUCCAGAAUUAUACGUCAGCUGUGCCAGGCACCUGCCUGACUAUUCGAAAGUGGCUUUUUACAACAGAAGAAGAAAUCCUCUUAAAUGACAAUGACCUUGCUGUUACAUACUUCUUUCAUCAGGCUGUUGAUGAUGUGAAGAAAGGUUACAUUAAAGCAGAGGAAAAGUCUUACCAGCUACAGAAACUAUAUGAACAAAGGAAGAUGGUCAUGUACCUCAACAUGCUAAGGACUUGUGAGGGCUACAAUGAAAUCAUCUUCCCCCACUGUGCCUGUGACUCCAGGAGGAAGGGGCACGUUAUCACAGCCAUCAGCAUCACGCACUUUAAACUUCAUGCCUGCACUGAAGAGGGACAGCUGGAGAACCAGGUAAUAGCAUUUGAAUGGGAUGAGAUGCAGCGAUGGGACACAGAUGAAGAAGGAAUGGCCUUCUGUUUUGAAUAUGCACGAGGAGAGAAGAAGCCUCGAUGGGUUAAAAUCUUCACACCAUACUUCAAUUACAUGCACGAAUGCUUUGAGAGGGUGUUCUGCGAGCUCAAGUGGAGAAAAGAGGAAUAUUAGUUAGAGACUGAUUAUCCAUGUGAGCCAGGACAUUGUCCCAGCGAGGCUGGCCUCUGGAUGGUGAAUGAGCUGUGCACAAAAGCCCUGCUUCUCCCCUUGUCUAGAGGGUGGACAUUGGCUACAGGCUCUCCCAUCUCUCAUGACUUCAUGGACCCUCUUCUGCCUGUGUUUCUUUUUUUGAUCAGAUAACCCUCCGUGUUGUUUCUGAACCAGGAUGGCAUCUGUCCUGAGUUUUAGCCAUCUGACUGGAUAAGUCACAAUAGAGUCUUUCUUUGAGAACCAAGAAUGCAUAUAUGGGGGAAAUUUUUUGCUAUUGCUGUUGUAGGUGUCAGUGCUGGAGCAGAAUUUAGAAGACUCUAUCUAAAACUUAGCUAUUUAUUCUCAAAGAAAAUCAGAGACUCAAGAGGUAAAGUUAGUAACAUGAAAAUUUAUAUCUUAUUAUAGUAGGAAGAACACUGGGCUCUGGGAAUCAUGUAGGAUUUCUCCUAGCUUUCUUUUAUCUGUACUUUUAGGUGAAUCAGCCUCCUUAGAUCUUUGGUAAAAAUAGGAAGACUGAGCCAGGGGAUAAAUAUUCAAGGUCCUCCAAGUUCGAGGAGGUUCUAGAUGGGAAGUUGUGUCAGACUGGUCAGCCAAGCAUGCUGCUCCAGCUCUGUCUGAGGGUUGUCUCCAGGUGGGAGAGGACGCAGCUCCUCAGUAACUCCUCUCCUUUUUUUCCUUUCAGAACAUUUUCCAGAUGGCGAGGUCACAGCAGAGGGAUGUGGCCACCUAGCCUUUCCUCAUCCCUUUCCCUUCUCCUUGCCCUUAUCCUCUUAUCCUUUCAUCUCUCAUGUCAGACAGAGUAACCAUUAACAGAAAAGAAAAGAAAAGAAAAAGGAAAAAAAGUAUGUUCAAAAUCCCUAAGCUAAAUAUUAUUGAUAACUCCCUCUGAAUUUCAUCUCUGGAACUGAGCUGGUAGAGAGCAGUAAGUUGGUUAGUACUGGAAGUCCACUAAGAUAAGACAGAAAUAAGCCCAGCCAACUUGUCAAAGGUAGCUUUGUCCUUUUGACUGGGCCUCAUAUCAACAGACUCUCCUUGUACUUAUUUUUAAAACUGGAACUAUGAACUCCAUCCAUUUGCACUGUUCAAACAUAUAUGUAUGUAUGUAAAAAAUUAUAUAUACACAAAUUAGCUGCACGUAUAUACAUAUAUAUUUCUUUUUAAAUUUCAUAUUGAUGGCAGUACCUUUUUUAGCUUGUGUUUUUACACACCUUUCACUAGAAUUCAUGAUCUCUCUCUUCCUCUCUUUAUUUUGAAACAAACUUUAAAAAGGAAAAAAAAAAAAUUACAGGGAAAAUACCUCUCCUCAUAAAGGACUCUAAAAGUUUACAACCUGCUUGGGUUUUUCCCCCCUUUUUUGCAUUGAGUGCAGUUUCUGGCUCAUGGUUUGCCAGAGUCUGAGGAGCAAGGCGUGUGGUGUCUUUAUUGUCCAAGAGUAUUUUGAGGAGAAAGAGGCUGUUUCUCCAGAGCAGUGAAACUGCAGGUCUACAAGGAGUCUAGAGACUCACCAUAGUCUCCUGAUUCCAAAACAUCUUCCUGGUCCAUAUCUCCUACUCAAGACUUCUCAUCCAUUCUGCCUCUCCUCUCCUUUUCCUUACGGUCCUUUGUAUGCUUCCUUUCAACUAGCCCGAAACAGUUGAGGGUGGGCUUGGGAGGCUGAUAGCAUAGGAACUUAACACCUUGUGAUGGUAACUCCAUUUCCUUGCUCUUCCGUGGCAGGGACAGUAUUAGGGACUAGGACUAAAGCUUGUUAUCUCAGGCACAAAGCUUGGGCAUAUGCAGGAAAAAGAAAGGCAGCAAUGACGUAUCUAUAAAGGUUUUACUGCCUCCAUUCCUGACCAGUAACCACCUGCAAUUUACAUUCUCUGUGACUUCCUUAAACAGCUGUGUUGGGAAGGGCCUAAAGAACACUUAGAAUGGGUCUUGGUCAGUGUCAACCAAACCAUAGCCCCAUUCAUGCCAGCUGAGGGCCCAGGAAAGAGUGGGGAUAUGGUUAAUUUUGGUCAGAUCUUCACCCUUACUUCAAAGGAGACUGAAGGGAAUGUGGGGUAGGGUGGGAAUGUGGCUCAGUUGGGAGAGUGCUUACCUAACAUGCAUAAAGCCCUGUGUUCCAUGCCUUUACCACAUAAAAGUGGAUACAGUAGAGCACACCUAUAAUCCUAGCACUUGGGAAGUGAAGGCAGAGGACCAGAAGUUCAAGUCCAUUCUUGACUGCAUAGCAAGUUCAAGGCCAGCCUGGGCUCCAUGAAACCCUGUCUCAAAAAAGGAGCCAAGUGUCAUGGUGCACACCUUAACCCCAGAACUUGGGAGGUAGAGGCAGGUGGAUCUCUGUGAAUUAUGGGCCACCCAGGUCUACAUAUUGAGCUCCAGGCCAGCCAAGAUGUGAAACCCUGUUGCAAAAAAAA